This is a messenger RNA of Linum tenue, 546 nucleotides long. The record is from the annotation of a GenBank genome assembly. Lineage: Eukaryota; Viridiplantae; Streptophyta; Magnoliopsida; Malpighiales; Linaceae.
AUGACCCAAUUGGGGAAGAGAUCCAUUGAAACCAAGAAAACCUCAAUCGAAAAACCAUAUUGGAGAAGAGCUUUCAAGAAAGAUGGAUAUGUUCAUAGUGGUCGUCAUUGGAAGAAUUGGGGAAGCCUUUGCUGCAGAAUCGCCACCCAGAUCCAGUCAAUCGAAGAAGCAGUCCGUCAAUUCCGAGCCAGAGAAAUCGCGGUGGAACUGGGCAGAUUCGUGGGAUACGAAAAAAAUAGGGAUGAAAGCUCAAUUCUGAAGGUCGAGCCCGAGCCUUCGAGGUUCUUGUGGGGUAGGGAAGUCAUCGAAAGGGGAAGUGUCGUCGUAGACGCGAUUGAUGAGGGUCUCUCGGAUCUGGUCAAGGCGGUGGUGGCUGUUGCUGGUGUUGCUAGUCGGGAAUCAGAGAGGUUGCCAUCGGCGAUUAGGAUGAGAGGAGAAGAUUGCGGCAGAGUUUUCGUCAUUUCUCUGUCGCCGUAUGCUUCCAGCCGCGAGGAGCCGCCUGAGCUAGCAACCAAGAAUCGUCUAAGAUCCACCAGAAAUCGUUGA